This is a messenger RNA of Macrosteles quadrilineatus (aster leafhopper), 548 nucleotides long. RefSeq lists its product as uncharacterized. The transcript has 6 exons. NCBI's taxonomy places the organism in Eukaryota, Metazoa, Arthropoda, Insecta, Hemiptera, Cicadellidae. The coding region runs from base 1 to 546 and encodes 181 amino acids. The record is from RefSeq and is a predicted model, not a curated record.
AUGAAAAAGCCAUCGGGAUCUGCAGGACAGUCUGCAGCGGCAGGAGCCUCUGCAGUACGUCCCGAGGAGAUACAACAACAGCAAGAGGCGCUGCAGGAGAUCAGGGCGGAGAUUGACCAGGCCACUCUGCGGGAUCUGCAGGACAGUCUGCAGGCGCAGGAGCCUCUGGCAGUACGUCCCGAGGAGAUACAACAACAGCAAGAGGCGCUGCAGGAGAUCAGGGCGGAGAUUGACCAGGCCACUCUGCGGGAUCUGCAGGACAGUCUGCAGGCGCAGGAGCAUCCGGCAGUACGUCCCGAGGAGAUACAACAACAGCAAGAGGCGCUGCAGGAGAUCAGGGCGGAGAUUGACCAGAAAAUAUGCAGAAACUGUGGGGUGUUGGUGGAUACCAACUGGAGGCAAGGGGAAAACUUUGCAACCCCUGUUACUGUUUCCCCAAGAAGUACGGGGAGAGCAGGCCCGCAAGAUUGUGGCAACAAAACUAAAGGGCGAUUCUCUGGCUGGGUCUCUGGGAAGUGGUCCUGCUUUGUUAUUUUCAAGAAUUGAUU